UCUCUCACCAUCACUUCCCCCAUCGUCUCAAUACUGACUAAACUGAACAUCCUACCCAAAACCUAAUCACUCUGCUACUGUAUUUGUUCUUUGUCUAAGGUUGUUCCGUGGGCCGCCGUCACAGCUGAUUGCAGCAAUGGCCGAAGUUGCAGCCUCAAAUGUUCCAUCCUUAUCUGAGCAAUAUUUACUGAAAGAGCUUGAAGAGAAAUCCCCAGUGGCAGCAAGUCCAGUGGAAGAAGCUGAGGUUAAGGCCCCCUCAACUGCUCCAACUGAAGAAGUUAUUUCCAAGACUGAGGAAAAUACAGUGGUUGAGAGCAGCGAAGUUGCCCCUGCACCAGAGGAAAGCAGUGAAGCUGCAGCUGAAGCUUCUCCAGCUGUGGAGCCUGCCACUGAUGAAAGCAGUGAAAGUACUGAAGAUGAGACGUCAGAAAAUCAGGAAUCUGCUGUUGAAGAAACCCCUGAGAUUAAGCUUGAGACAGCACCUGCUGACUUCCGUUUCCCUACUACAAACCAGACGAGGCACUGCUUUACAAGAUAUGUUGAAUACCAUCGGUGCACAGCAGCAAAGGGUGAAGGUGCACCCGAGUGUGACAAGUUUGCCAAGUACUACCGUUCUCUUUGCCCUGGUGAAUGGAUUGACAGAUGGAAUGAGCAGAGAGAGAAUGGCACCUUUCCCGGACCAUUGUAAAUUGUGGUGCCCAAAUGUUCAGUCCCUGCUGCAUUUGAAUUCUAAAGUGAAUGGGAGAGUCCAUUUUUGUUAUCAAUAAAUUUAAGCGUGCUUAUUGGAACUAGCUCAAGCCUUCAAUGAGUUACACUGCUACAAAAAGUUGUUUCAGAUCAUCAAUUCUUGAGUUAACGUCUUCUUAAAUACAAUUUUAUGCAUCGAUCUCUUGUAGUAGUGAUGUAUCAUCUAGUACAAUCUGUUGGCAUUUCAUAAAUGAUUCAAACUGAUGAUGAAUAAUAGCAGACAAAUAAUGCUUAUUUUUUCA
Lycium ferocissimum is the source of this 989-nucleotide messenger RNA. Its product is annotated as cytochrome c oxidase subunit 6b-1-like. The record is from RefSeq and is a predicted model, not a curated record. Lineage: Eukaryota; Viridiplantae; Streptophyta; Magnoliopsida; Solanales; Solanaceae. The transcript has 5 exons. The coding region runs from base 137 to 688 and encodes 183 amino acids. Gene Ontology annotation, cellular component: respiratory chain complex IV; mitochondrion.